This is a messenger RNA of Arvicanthis niloticus (Nile rat), 1813 nucleotides long. RefSeq names its product activating transcription factor 5 (gene Atf5). The record is from RefSeq and is a predicted model, not a curated record. Gene Ontology annotation, biological process: regulation of transcription by RNA polymerase II. Gene Ontology annotation, molecular function: DNA-binding transcription activator activity, RNA polymerase II-specific; RNA polymerase II transcription regulatory region sequence-specific DNA binding. Gene Ontology annotation, cellular component: nucleus. NCBI's taxonomy places the organism in Eukaryota, Metazoa, Chordata, Mammalia, Rodentia, Muridae.
AGCCCGCGCUGCGCCGCCCCCAGUAUAUUUGUCCCCAGGCUCCGGGGCCGCCUCAUUUCCAACCCUCUCAGUACAGUCGCCCUUAACGCUCCGGCCACGCCGCCUCCGCCCGCGCAAUGGCUCUGUAGCCGCGACCCCGUCGUGUGCCCCGCCCCGUCUCCGCGCUCACCGCGCCGUCACUCUCCGCUCACACCGUCUCUUCAGCUGAGGCCGCCGCCGUUCCCUCCUUUCCUUUUCGCAGCCAUGGAGUCCUCCACCUUCGCCUUGGUGCCUGUCUUCACCCAGCUGAACAAUCUUCCACGCUGCCCCCCAAUUGUUGGUGCAGCCUCCAUUGCUGUCGCUGCCCUGCGCCUGUGCCUCAGCCAUGUCACUCCUGGCGACCCUGGGACUGGAGCUGGACAGGGCCCUGCUCCCAGCUAGCGGGCUGGGCUGGCUCGUAGACUAUGGGAAACUCCCCCUGGCCCCUGCCCCCCUGGGCCCCUAUGAGGUCCUUGGGGGUGCCCUGGAGGGCGGGCUUCCAGGGGGGGGAGAGCCCCUGGCAGGUGACGGCUUCUCUGAUUGGAUGACGGAGCGGGUGGACUUCACAGCCCUCCUUCCUCUGGAGGCCCCUUUGCCCCCAGGCACUCUCCCCCCACCUUCUCCGGCCCCCCCUGACCUGGAAGCCAUGGCAUCCCUACUCAAGAAGGAGCUAGAACAAAUGGAAGACUUCUUCCUUGAUGCCCCACUCCUCCCACCUCCCUCCCCACCACCUCCACCUCCCCCACCACCAGCACCCUCUCUGCCCCUGCCCUUGCCCUUGCCCACCUUUGACCUCCCUCAGCCUCCUACCCUGGAUACCCUGGACCUGCUGGCUGUUUACUGCCGAAGUGAGGCUGGGCCAGGGGAUUCAGGCUUGUCAACCCUGCCUGUCCCCCAGCAGCCUCCUCCUCUGGCCCCUCUGCCUUCACCCUCCCGCCCAGCCCCCUAUCCUAGUCCUGCCAGCACCCGAGGGGACCGCAAGCAAAAGAAGAGAGACCAGAAUAAGUCAGCUGCUCUCAGGUACCGCCAGAGGAAGCGGGCAGAGGGCGAGGCCCUGGAGGGCGAGUGCCAGGGGCUGGAGGCACGGAACCGGGAGCUGAGGGAGAGGGCUGAGUCAGUGGAGCGGGAGAUCCAGUACGUGAAGGACCUGCUAAUUGAGGUGUAUAAGGCCCGAAGCCAGAGGACCCGCAGCACCUAGGGUCCAGGUCCAGGCCGGAGGAGGGAGGGCUGUUGUGCCUCUGCUUCCAGCUUCACACUAUCCUCCAUUUCACUUUCCUAUCCCAUCCAUGUCUAGGUUUCCCCUCUGCCUACUCCCAUUAUGGGUUAUUUGGCAUAGUCAGUUUCUGUACCCCUUCAGUGCAACUGAGAAACCAAGGCCCUCAGGGAAUUGGAGGAGCCAGCCUGAUCCCUGGUCUCUGAAGUCUUAAAACAAGUGUGUUUUUGCAGGUAGUCCUAGUUGGGUGUAGGGGGGAGGCUGUCAGGCCUGGCAUGGACGUAAGGCAGGAAGCCACUCUGGGUGAUUGGGCAGAUGAGAACCUAGUCAGGGAGGGAGGGUUUUAAGGAGGGGACUUGGAACAAAAGUGAGAAACCGGCCAAGGAAAGGGAGCCAAGUCCUCAGAAUGGAAGGAUAUACUGUCCUAGGGACAGGCAGGGGUGGCUGUAGUUGGUAACUAUGGGGUCAUUUUAGCUCUGUGAAAGAAUCAGUGUUUUGUGAAGGUGUGGGGGAAGGGUUGCGUCUAGUAGGGGCUGAUCCUCCAGGGGUUAUGGGCACAAAUAAAAUGCAGACUUUCCUGUG